AUGUUCAGGUCUUUCGGUGCCCGCAUAUUCGCUGGGAUAGUUGUCGUCGUUUUCCUAAUCGUCAUUUUCCACAAUGAAGAAUCCGCUGGUACGGCUCUACUUCCCUACCUGCCCGUCCUUCCAUCAACGGGCUCUUCGCAAACCUCCUCUAUACUCCAAGCAUGGAUAAAAGACCGAUCUGCACUGUCAGAAAAGUCGUGGAAGAAGAGCGUCGAGCUUCGCGACCAGAUGGCGAAGCAGCAUCCGGACAACCCGAAGAUUCCAUUCUUCCCAAUGGACUUUCUGAAAUACCCAUACACCAUCUGGGACUUCUUCCCAGCGACAUGGACAUGCCCCCACGACAUCCAGCGUGUCGGCCGACUCGGUGACGGAGGAAAGUGGGUUUGCGGGAUGAACAUCUAUGAGAGUCUUCCCGCACCCAAAUCCGCACCCGCAACCAUCGGAUCGCAGGAACCCCUCUCGAACGCACAAGACGGCCUCGUCAUGUAUAGUUUCGGCAUCAAUGGUGAAUCCUCGUUCGAAGCCGAAAUGCUCGAACGUGUUCCUAGCGCCCGUAUCUGGGGUUAUGACUUCUCCGUUGACGCAUGGGGUCCGCAAAUCGCAGAGAAACACCGCCAUCGCACUUUCUUCAAGAAGGUCGGGCUAGGCAAAGAGGACAAGCAUGACUCCGAGCCGCCAUUCUGGACUCUUCCUAGCUUGAUGAAGCAAAACAACCACACCUACAUCGAUAUCCUGAAAAUUGAUAUCGAAGGUAGCGAAUACGACGCUUUAGACACUAUGAUGGACGCUUUCGACAACAUGAAAACAGCAUCUGGAAAGUCUGUCCUGCCUAUUGGCCAGGUCAUGAUUGAACUCCAUCUCGGCGACGGAAUCAACACUGAGAACGCGAACGCCGGGGGCAACGUAGACUUUGGGCGGUUCAGAACUUGGUGGGAGAGGUUGGAGCGCAUGGGCAUGCGACCCGUGUGGAUGGAGAUCAAUCUCUUUGCCGUUACACUAGGUAAGAGUAAGGCGAACCCAAGGUGUACGGAGUAUGUUUGGGUCAAUGCCAAGGACCAGAGAAGUGUCCUUUGGAAUCUGUAG
Alternaria atra is the source of this 1083-nucleotide messenger RNA. RefSeq lists its product as uncharacterized. The record is from RefSeq and is a predicted model, not a curated record. The transcript is spliced from 2 exons. Lineage: Eukaryota; Fungi; Ascomycota; Dothideomycetes; Pleosporales; Pleosporaceae. Bases 1 to 1083 code for a protein of 360 amino acids.